Zingiber officinale is the source of this 798-nucleotide messenger RNA. Its product is annotated as probable methionine--tRNA ligase. Bases 466 to 798 code for a protein of 110 amino acids. Lineage: Eukaryota; Viridiplantae; Streptophyta; Magnoliopsida; Zingiberales; Zingiberaceae. The transcript has 3 exons. Gene Ontology annotation, molecular function: tRNA binding. The record is from RefSeq and is a predicted model, not a curated record.
AAUAUAAACAUAUAUUAGAAGAGUUCAUCUUUAUCUGAAGCACUAGUAACUCUUGACCAUAUACAAUUUUUGAUACAAGGAGAAAGUUUCAUGAAGGUUUAUCCUAGACCUGCAAAUGAAGCUACUUUUUAGUGUUGUAUUAAUGUAAAUGGUUUUCCAAGUUUUGAAGUAUUAAUAAAACUCGACUUAAUGAAGUUAAAGCUUAUCCUAGAGCUCAAUAAGUUUCUCAUGUGACCUGCUGUAGGAAAUUCUAAGAAACAACAUAACAAGCCUUCUGGCAGUACAAAAACGAAGUCUGCUGAAACAGAAAUUUCUGUCUCAAGACUUGACAUACCUGUUGGCCUCAUCAAAAAAGUUCAGAAGCACCCAGAUGCAGAUUCACUCUAUGUUGAAGAAAUUGAUGUCGGUGAAGAAUCCCCUCGAACAGUUGUUAGUGGCCUCGUGAAAUAUAUUCCUCUUGAGGAAAUGCAGAAUCGGAAGGUUUGUGUCCUUUGUAACUUGAAGCCUGCAACCAUGAGGGGCAUUAAGUCACAAGCAAUGGUCUUGGCUGCAUCAAACGAUGACCACACAAAGGUUGAGUUAGUUGAUCCACCAUCAUCAGCCAAGGUUGGUGAACGAGUGACCUUUCUGGGAUACUCAGGCGAACCAAACAGCGUCUUAAACGCCAAGAGCAAAGUUUGGGAGAAGCUGCAGGUUGAUCUGCAGUCUAAUAAAGAGUGGUUGCCUGUUAUAAGGAUGUGCCUUUCACAACAUCUGCUGGUGUUUGUAAAGUUUCAUCUAUCACAAAUGGAGCCAUAA